Molecule: messenger RNA, 1005 nt
Organism: Akanthomyces muscarius
Lineage: Eukaryota; Fungi; Ascomycota; Sordariomycetes; Hypocreales; Cordycipitaceae
Exons: 1
Coding region: 1-1005 (334 amino acids)
Biological process (GO): rRNA processing; ribosomal large subunit assembly
Cellular component (GO): nucleus
Molecular function (GO): nucleic acid binding; 3'-5' exonuclease activity
Source: RefSeq, a predicted model, not a curated record
AUGGCCAGUCUGUCGUCCAACUGGAAAAAGCUCCAGGCAAAGCUCAAGGCCGAAUCACAGUCCAAGCCCAUUGCGAAGCGCAAGGCAGACGACGACUCACAAUCCUCGGCACCGGCCAAGGCAAAGAAGUUAAAGAGCAGCAGCAACAGCAGCGACGGCAAGCCCGGCACAGUCACAAAAAAGGGCCCGCGGGAAUCUGUACCCAAAAAGUUAAACGGCAUCGGCGGCCAGAUGGGUGCCGCUCAGAGCACGCUCGCCAAGGGUGACCAGAAGCACGGCGUGAGCCCCUCGGCCGCUCUCUGGGGGGCCGCGAACGGCAUCUCCCCCGAGGCCCUUGCCGAGGCCUACCAGCUCGGCGCGCGGGACAGCUCCAUGAUGCUGUCGACGCAAAACGACAAGAUCAACCAGGGCCUCGCGCCGGGCCUCGAGCUGGGCAAGUACCUGGCCCUGGACUGCGAGAUGGUCGGCGUCGGCCCGGGCGGCCACGAGUCGGCGCUCGCGCGCGUCAGCGUCGUCGACUUCCACGGGCGGCAGGUCUACGACUCGUAUGUGCGGCCGCAGGAAAAGGUGACGGACUGGCGCACGCCCGUGAGCGGCAUCGCGCCGCGCGACAUGCGCUUCGCGCGCGCCUUUGCCGACGUGCAGAAGGAGGUGGCCGGCUUGCUCGACGGCCGCAUCCUCGUCGGCCACGACGUGCGGCACGACCUCGAGGCGCUCCGGCUGAGCCACCCGCCGCGCGACGUCCGCGACACGGCCAAGCACGCCGCGUUCAAGCGCCACGCCAACGGACGCAGGCCCGCGCUGCGCAUCCUCGCGCAGACGCUGCUCAGCGUCGAGAUCCAGGGCGGCGCGCACUCGAGCCUCGAGGACGCGCGCGUCACGAUGCUGCUGUUUCGACGGCACAAGUCCGAGUUUGACGUGGAUCACGCCAAUCGCUACGUGCCCAGGCCGGUGGCGAUGCCGGGCGGCGCAAAUACAAAAAAGGCGAAGAAGAAGAAGCGGUAG